CAUCUGGUGAUGUUGGUGGUGCCAGGCAGAACAGUCGAUAAAGCCAGACAGUGGUCAAUGCCACCAGCCAAAGUGGCAUUUCACCAUCGCAAUCAGUCCGUUGCCAGGUGUUGAUGGAUUGGGUGGCUGAUGAUUGUCCCCAGUAAUCUAUGCCGAUAGCACCGCCUCUGCUCUGGUCUGGUCUGCUCUGCUCAUAUCUGGUCACUCUUGAUCGUGGCCGCAUCCGGCCGCUCUUGACUGAAUCCUCGCUGGGAUGCCUGGUCGUUUCUCAGACCCCUUGAUUGUCUUUCUGCUUCACCCGAUCGCAGCGAUCCUGUCCGUGGUGCUGCUCUGUGCGCCAUCGCUCAUCAACUCUUGCCGGCUCCCGUUCCACCCUGCUUGCAUCGCCGUGGCCAUAUCGCCGUGGCCAUAUCGCCGUGUUCAUAUCGCCGUGUUCAUAUCCCGCUUCACAACAUGCACAAGCACCCCCCUCCUCUGCACCGCACCACAAGCACAGAGGCACACGGUGUAUUCUCGAUCCACAUUGCGCACCCAUCGACGACCAAAGGCAUCUGCUUUCACUCCGUCCUCCUCCGCCCACCGCUCGAUCGAACCUGUUUGUCUUGUCGGCGGGCCUGUUGGUUGGCCGCCUUGUCGCUUCCCCUCCAAUCAUUCCCUGGACGACAGGUGAAAAUCUGCUUCCAAGCUCAGCCAAACC
Polychytrium aggregatum is the source of this 697-nucleotide messenger RNA. RefSeq lists its product as uncharacterized. The record is from RefSeq and is a predicted model, not a curated record. The transcript has a single exon. Bases 254 to 670 code for a protein of 138 amino acids. NCBI's taxonomy places the organism in Eukaryota, Fungi, Chytridiomycota, Chytridiomycetes, Polychytriales.